AUGGAGUGCUCGUGGAAGACUCUACUUCUGCUCGUGUGCACGUCUUUGGGGGUGCAGUACACUGCCAUCCGUUCCCUCCACGACUCCUUCAGUGGCCCAUGCCAAGACUCCGCCCACUGCCAAGGACGCCAGGGUAAAGAGCAGAGAUGGAAAUCUCUCUGCGAUGACAGCCAUGUCCCUGAUGAGACUAGUGCUGUCACCGCUCGAAAGCACAUCCUUCUGUUUGCACAAACCCGCAGUGGCUCCUCAUUUACUGGACAACUUUUCAAUCAACAUCCUGGCAUAUUUUAUGUUUUUGAGCCUCUUUUUCACGUGCAGCAGGCCUUCACCAAUUCUAGUAGCCGUCUACAAAGGGCUUUAGAUGGCAGAGCUCUUCUGGGAGCCUACCGAGACCUCUUACUCAAUCUCUACAACUGUGACUUCAGCUUCCUGGAGAGCUAUAUUCGCCCCGAACCACAGGAUCACAUGACCGGAGCCUAUUUCCGCCGCAGCUCCAGUCACGCCCUGUGCACGCCACCCGUAUGCCAGGAAGGUGGCGAGGAGGUUCUGGCAGGCCAACCGGAUGAAGUCUGGUGUCCAAAAAAGUGCCAGGCCUUGAACCUCACACUAGCCUCUCAGGCUUGCCAAGCACGAAGUCACGUGGCCAUAAAAACAGUUCGUAUCCCAGAGAUAGGCGACCUACGUACGCUUUCAGAAGACCCCCGUUUAGAUUUGAGAAUUGUCCAUUUGGUGAGAGACCCCCGAGCCAUUCUCACCUCCCGCAUGUUUGCUUUUGCCGGUAAAUUCAGGGCCUGGAAGAUCUGGAAUGCCACUGGCCGCCAACCACGGUACGUGGACCUGACGCAGAUAACGAGAACUUGCAGAGAUAUUGAGUAUUCUGUGGAGACUAGCCUCCAAAAACCCACAUGGCUGAGGGGGAAGUAUCUUUUGGUACGCUAUGAAGACUUGGCCUUGAAUCCUGAGGAAAAGUCCAAGGAGAUAUACAGAUUUCUGGGACUGGACCUGCAUCAAAGAGUGCUCACAUGGAUUGUUCAUAACACCAACGGCACUGUCCCAUCUUCUUCAGAAUGGAACUACAAGUACUCCACUAAAAGAGACUCUAAAGCCACAGCUCAGAGCUGGAGAGUACAUCUGAACUUUGACAUUGUGAAGACAGUUCAAUCUCUUUGUAAUAGAACUCUUGCUCUGCUAGGCUAUAAGCUUGUCCAGUCUGUAGAUGAACUGAGGAAUAUAACAAAAAGUUUAAUGGAGCCUAGGACAUAGUAAAGUUCAUUUUUAUGUGAACUACUCAUUCAUUUAGAAGACACUUUUAUCCAAAGUGACUUACUUUGAAAGUGAAAGUGACAGUGACGUGACAUUCAGCCAAGUAUGGUGACCCAUACUCAGAAUUUGUGCUCUGCAUUUAACCCAUCCGAAAUGCACACACACAGAGCAGUGAACACACACACACACUGUGAGCACACACCCGGAGCAGUGGGCAGCCAUUUAUGCUGCGGCGCCCGGGGAGCAGUUGGGGGUUCGAUGCCUUGCUCAAGGGCACCUAAGUCGUGGUAUUGAAGGUGGAGAGAGAACUGUACAUGCACUCCCCCCACCCACAAUUCCUGCCGGCCCGGGACUCAAACUCACAACCUUUCGAUUGGGAGUCCGACUCUCUAAACAUUAGGCCACGACUUCCCUAUACACAGAA
Messenger RNA from Carassius gibelio (silver crucian carp), 1687 nucleotides. Its product is annotated as carbohydrate sulfotransferase 1-like. Lineage: Eukaryota; Metazoa; Chordata; Actinopteri; Cypriniformes; Cyprinidae. Bases 1 to 1263 code for a protein of 420 amino acids. The transcript has 2 exons. The record is from RefSeq and is a predicted model, not a curated record. Gene Ontology annotation, biological process: keratan sulfate proteoglycan metabolic process; N-acetylglucosamine metabolic process. Gene Ontology annotation, molecular function: keratan sulfotransferase activity; N-acetylglucosamine 6-O-sulfotransferase activity.